Messenger RNA from Paramecium tetraurelia, 1491 nucleotides. RefSeq lists its product as uncharacterized. The record is from RefSeq and is a predicted model, not a curated record. NCBI's taxonomy places the organism in Eukaryota, Ciliophora, Oligohymenophorea, Peniculida, Parameciidae. The transcript has 2 exons.
AUGAAUAAUUUAAAAUCCAAAAAUUCUGCUCCCUUAGACAAACCAUAAAAAUAUCCUAAUUCAGACAUUUUAACUAUUCCUAUGCAUAAAAUGAGAAUGGAUAUCAAUAACAAUAAUAACAACAGGUUAAAUUCACAAUAAUCAUCUAAAAAUUUAGAAAUACUAAGAUAGAGUCAUUAAAGCAGCACUAGCAAUUUAAGACUUGAUAAUUCCCACAACAAAUCAAGCGAAAAUUUAAUAACCAAAACUCCUACUAGAACUAAGGUUUGCACUUUCAUUGAUAAAAUACCUUAGUAAUUAUAAAAUAAUUUCUCAUUAAGUCCUCACAGUGUUUUGUAGAAGCCAUUAAUGAAAUAAGAAGAUGAUUAACAAAAUAUUAUAAGUUUUUGUCAUUAGAAAUCAAAUCUAGUCAUAGAUCAUAGGAAAGAAUAAUUAAUUUUGCAAUUACAAUAAGCUUAACAAUUAUUAAUAUAAAAGGAUUAAGAAAACUAAAAACUUUAAGAAAUUAAUAAUAGAUUAUACGAUGAAAAUUAAAAGUUAUUUAAUUAAGGUGAAGAUAUGCUCAAGGAUAUAGAAACUAUGAGAUAGAAUUUCGAUUAGUAAAAUAAUGAAUAUAUGAUGCUGAAAUAAUAAAAUUAAUAAUUAAUAGAGGAUGUAAGAUUGAUAUAAAAUGAAAGAAAUUAAACUUAAUCUCACAGUGAUUAGAUUUUGAAUCAUAAAAAUUAUGAAAUAUAAUAACUUUAAAGAGAGUUAAAAGAAUAUUAGCAAUUACUAUAAAAUAAGGAUCAAACAAUUUCUAAUUUAAAAUAAUAACUUGAUAAUCUAAAAUAAUAGGAAAUUGCAAGAUAACAUGUAAAUUAAUAUUAAAAAAACUCUGAAAAAUCCUAUCUUAAUAACAUUAAUUAAUAAAUAGAAACUGCAUAGAAAUUUCAAUAGUAAGACUUAAAUUAUAAAGGAGCUUAAAUGGAAUCAGAAAUUUAAUAAUACCAGGCAUAGUUAGAAUUCAUAACAUCUGAGAAAGAAAUUUGUGAAUAAAAAUUGGUAGACUUGUAAACAAUAAUUAAUUAAUUUGCGUUAAAUGAAAAAUAAUAAAAUAUGACUUCCAAUUCAAAUGGAAAUGUAAUUUAUUAAAAAUAAUCAAACAAAUUGAAAUAAAUAGUUCAAAUUUAAAAAAAACAAAUUGAAUCUUAAUAAAAGACAAUCAUGAAUCAGCAUUAUGAGAUUUAAAAUCUUUAAAAUUUACUUUAUUCUAUUGAAUAGGAUAGCUAAUCUUAAAAAAAUAGUAACAUUUUCUAUGAAAAAAUUUCCAUUUAAUAACUAAAUAUUUCUGAUACUGGUGAGAAGGAAACAAAUUUGAGAGAACCCAUAGUUACAAAAGGGUUUUAGGGCAUUUUGCUUAAAUAACAACAAGGGCCAAAUAUUGUUAUGGAGGAUACUUUUAGAAAUAUGUAAAAACAAUAAGACCUAUUCAAUUCUACUAAUGAUUAAUGA